UCUUGAGAGGUUCGCAUUUGGAACAUUGGAAGAGCGGAAGUUCCAUAGGGGUUCUCCUGGCGAAGCAAUUGAGCGCCAUGUGGCGAGGGUUUCGCUGCCUGCGGGCGCUGUUGCGGGCCCGAACAGGAGGCGUUGCUGCUGGGAGCGCUUUGGGAACAAGGGGGCUGCGUGCUGUGAAUCCGGUGGCUCCCCCUCUCAUUACCACGGUGGCCUCAGCGGCGCAGCGAAAAGCUGGCAGCGUGAGUACCUCUCAGCUACGGGGUGCAGAGGAGGCUGCGGGUGCGGAGCACGGGCAGGAAGUGGAGAUGGUCGGGCCGGAGCCGCACCCUUGCCCAGAUAUUGGCGGGGACCCUUCCGAUUAUGCAGCUUCAACAUUCAGCAUUGACCAUAUGGUAUCACUGCUAAGACAAGAAAAUGCCAAAGAUAUCUGUGUUAUUCAGCUGCCUCCAGAGAUGAGAUACAGCAAUUACUUUAUAAUUGUCAGUGGAUCCUCUGCACGGCACCUGCACGCCAUGGCCCACUACUUGGUAAAAAUGUAUAAACAUCUGAAGACUGACUCAGAACCUCAUGUUCUGAUUGAAGGAAGAGAGACUGAUAACUGGUUGUGUAUAGAUUUUGGCAAUAUUGUGGUCCAUUUUAUGUUGCCAGAGACACGUGAAAUCUAUGAGUUGGAAAAGUUAUGGACCCUUCGAUCUUACGAUGAUCAGUUAGCACAGAUGGUUCCAGAAUCCUUACCUGAUGACUUCAUAUUUGGCUUGCCUUCUGAACAAGAAUGAAUAGCCUGUAUAAUGCAAGCCUAACUUUGCACAAACUAAGCUGUUUGAUUCCUGAUGGUGAUUCUUAGGAGGUGACCGUGAAGGAGACUACAUAACCUUCAGUGAAAGCUUGCCAGCAGCCUUGUGACAAAUGAAUAUAUAAAAAUACAGCCUAUAAAUGGAUACUUGGUAUAAGUGAAAAGAACUUGUGAAGUAUAUUACAGAAACAAGAAGGGCUGGUAUAACUUUGUAGAUACUGUAAUUACAUUCUUCCCACAUUUUCCUUCUUUCUCGGGAUCUUUUUUUUUAAACACAUACAAUGGCUGUUAGCAACAGAAGAGUGUGGUGCUGUGAGGUAUUGUGGUGAGAAGUGAGAGGAAUGUAGAUAUGGUUUUAAAAUGUAUUUUAUUCAUAAACCUCCUACUGUCCCCAGUGAUCACAAUAAAUUCGAGCUUUUAUGCUUACUAUGUAAACUGCACUAGCAGGAAACAAAUGUACGAGGCUUGUUGCCGCCCUAGAACCAGCUUCUAAGUGACAACAGCACAGAAUUUACAUUAAGUUGCUUAAUGUAUAUUUAAUCCUAAACACUCUGUAUUGUCAGCCAGAGGUGAGAGGCAAUGUAACAUAAAUCAUACAAAUCUGUAGAAUUAGGUAACUGCAGUACACAUACUUAAAUCAAGACUGAGUCGUUGCUUACAAAAAUAGCAAUGAAUUAAGCUCAGAUGAUUUUGUUUUUCACUUUCUUCCCUUAAGGUUACAACAUAUACACCUGUUCCCUUUUCCCGUUUUAUUUUUCGGCAUCCUAAGAGUAGGAACAUUGAACAUUGCCACUUAGAGAAUAUUUUUUUUGCCGCAAUAAAGAGAUUCCCCAUUGAUUCUGUUUUAAAGUACAAGUUUUUUUGCUUCCGGCACAAUAUUUAAUCAAAAAGAACAGUAUACUUAUCAAUUUAAUUGCAUAUACAUUUCCUCCCUGGAUAUCAUUUUUGGACAAGCCCACAUACAGGUGUAAAGGUGAGUUGCUGGUUUUAUACAACAGUACAUAGCCAAUUUUGUAGACAUCUGUGAAACAGUAUACUAGUAAAACAUACUUUUGAAUGGUUUUCUUUGAAUUUGAGUUAGAGACUUGCUACUUGUCUGUGCCCAGCAUUCUCUGAAAUACUGAUACCUGGAAUAAUUUCUAGUCUUGUUUUCUAGUUUUAUUAAAAUUUAUUAUAUUUUUGUCCAUCUCCGUGAUGUCUUGGUGCUUAUUAAGUUAGGCCAGAUGGUUUUAGAAUGCUCUGUAUUACACUGGUUUAGAAAAUCUCUUCAUUGAAAAUAAACACUGGGAUUU
Messenger RNA from Eublepharis macularius, 2085 nucleotides. RefSeq names its product mitochondrial assembly of ribosomal large subunit 1 (gene MALSU1). Gene Ontology annotation, biological process: negative regulation of ribosome biogenesis; negative regulation of translation. The record is from RefSeq and is a predicted model, not a curated record. NCBI's taxonomy places the organism in Eukaryota, Metazoa, Chordata, Lepidosauria, Squamata, Eublepharidae. The transcript has 4 exons. Gene Ontology annotation, cellular component: mitochondrion. Gene Ontology annotation, molecular function: ribosomal large subunit binding. Bases 78 to 776 code for a protein of 232 amino acids.